CUACUUACAACAUGGGGUAAACUGCUGGGUAAAUUAGCGGCAGCUUGCAGUACACUCUCCUUCCUGUGGCGCUGUAGGACACUUGGUGUCGUCCCACGAAGAAGACAAUAAAACAGGAGAAAGGGCAUUCAGACCAAAGGCGGCGGACUUGAACGUCUUCAGUUAACCCGCCAGCUCACCUCACCGUCUUGCCGUUAGCCCCCUUUGCCUGUUAGCUUAGCUUCGGCUAACUGACGCGACUCCGCCCGCGGCCAAGGAAGACAGAAGCCCGCAGAAGAAGGCGAGCAUGUCGGACGACUUCAGCGAAGACAUGAGCAUCAUGAGGAUGGAGGAGGACGGCGAGGCGUACAGCGACGACCCCAUGACGGCGACAGGGGCGAGCGACGGCGGCCUGAAUGCCGGCGGAGAGGCCGAGGGGUCUCGGAUCGACGCCAGUAAGAAUGAGGAAGAUGAAGGGAAGGUGUUUGUCGGAGGCCUGAGCUGGGACACGACAAAGAAGGACCUGAAAGAUUACUUCUCCAAGUUCGGGGAGGUCAUAGACUGCACUCUGAAACUGGACCCCAUGACGGGUCGAUCCAGGGGCUUCGGCUUUGUGCUCUUCAAGGACGUCGGAAGCGUCGACAAGGUCACGUCUCUAAAGGAACACAAGCUCAACGGAAAGGUCAUCGACCCCAAAAAGGCCAAGGCCAUGAAGGGCAAAGAGCCGGUCAAGAAGAUUUUUGUGGGCGGUCUCUCCCCGGACACCCCCGAGGAGAAAGUCCGAGAGUACUUUUCUACCUUUGGAGAGGUGGAAUCCGUGGAGCUCCCCAUGGAGAGCAAGACCAACAAAAGGCGGGGCUUCUGCUUCAUCACGUUCAAGGACGAGGAGGCAGUGAAGAACAUCAUGGAGAAGAAGUACCACAACAUCGGCCUGAGCAAGUGUGAAGUGAAGGAGGCCAUGUCCAAGGAGCAGUACCAGCAGCAGCAGUACUGGGGAGGAAGAGGAGGGUACGCCCCUCGGUCUCGAGGAAGAGGCGGCGGUCCCGGCCAACAAUGGAACCAGGGCUACGGCAACUACUGGAAUCAAGGCUAUGGCAACUAUGGCUACGGUAACCAAGGAUACGGAGGGUAUGGCGACUACGAUUACUCGGGAUACGGCAACUACUACGGAUACGGCGACGACAGCACCCCGCCCCUUGGCUACGGCAAGUCGCCACGGCGCCCUGUUCACAGCAACAGCUACCGGCCGUACUAGAGUGCGCGUGGAAAGCCUCCCAACACCCAAAGCAGGUGUCGGAGCGACGAGGCUGGCUGGGGGGGUGCAGGGCCGCAGCGACGUCGCCCUCUUCCUGAUUGUAAGAAACUAAACUGAAGAGUACUGUCCCCCCACAUUUUCUUCUUUAUUCCACGGAGCUUUUUUUUGGAUUUUUUGCCAGUUAUUUAGAUGUUUUAACCUUCUUCUUAUCCUUUUGUUUUUAGUACUUAACGUCCUUUCGUGCUGUUUGUGAAUCACUUCAUUUAUUACGUAGACAUAGAGACACUUAUUUACAGCCUUGUGGUAGCAAAGACACGUAUUCAUCAGUCUUACGUAGAACAUUUACAGUGGAACCUCGAUUUACCAACUGGAUUGGUUCUUGUUAAGCCACAAAGUUUGUAUAAGAAACAAUGUAGAUAUCAAUAGUGGGCAUACUUGCCAACCCUCCCGGAUUUUCCGGGAGACUCCCGAAAUUCAGCGCCUCUCCCGAAAACCUCCCGGGACAAAUUUUCUCCCGAAAAUCUCCCGAAAUUCAGGCGGACUCAGGUCCAUGCGGACCUGAGUCCGCUAACCCACAAUAUAAAUAGCGUACCUGCCCAAUCACGUUAUAACUGUAGAAGGAUGGAGGGCGAGUUCUUGGUUUCAUUAAGUCCUCCCAGCGCGGUAACAACACACAACAACAGCAGUCACGUUUUUUUUCUACCGUAAAGCAGUUCGUCUGCCGUAAACAGCAAUGUUGUGACACUCUUAAACAGGACAAUACUGCCAUCUAGUGCAUUUGAUGAAAGCACUUUUGUGCGUGCCACACAGCAAUGCAUCAUCAGAGAGGGUAGGGUGUUCAGCAUGGUUCGAAAAAUAGUGACAGAGAAUAGAACAAGGAUGGACAAUUCAACCCUUAACUCAACAAUGAGUAGAUGAGUGUUAUGUGUGUGUAUAUGUGUAAAUAAAUGA
Messenger RNA from Nerophis lumbriciformis (worm pipefish), 2185 nucleotides. Its product is annotated as heterogeneous nuclear ribonucleoprotein D0-like. Gene Ontology annotation, molecular function: RNA binding. Gene Ontology annotation, cellular component: chromatin; nucleoplasm. Gene Ontology annotation, biological process: regulation of gene expression. NCBI's taxonomy places the organism in Eukaryota, Metazoa, Chordata, Actinopteri, Syngnathiformes, Syngnathidae. The record is from RefSeq and is a predicted model, not a curated record.